Epinephelus fuscoguttatus (brown-marbled grouper) is the source of this 5582-nucleotide messenger RNA. It is a transcript of the gene phldb2a, whose product is annotated as pleckstrin homology-like domain, family B, member 2a. NCBI's taxonomy places the organism in Eukaryota, Metazoa, Chordata, Actinopteri, Perciformes, Serranidae. Gene Ontology annotation, biological process: regulation of microtubule cytoskeleton organization. The record is from RefSeq and is a predicted model, not a curated record. Bases 221 to 3319 code for a protein of 1032 amino acids. Gene Ontology annotation, cellular component: basal cortex. The transcript is spliced from 17 exons.
UGUCUGAUCCUUUGUCAUGGGAAGACUUUACUCUGCUGCUUCAUACAGAGGGAGUGAGACAGAGAGGAGGACUUCAGCUUCAGCUGCGAAAGAAGGAAAACCCAACUCAGGCUCAACUAUGUGAAUGGGACAGAGAUCAAAGGUUCAAAGGGAACAAAGCACGUAGGGCCCAGCUGAAUCCUGAAGCCUCAGAUUGAAUCACAGAAAGGAGGUCAGUGUGAUGAACAGCAUGCUUCCUCAGAGGAGCGCUGUCGCCACACUGGGCUAUGGCUCAGACUGUGUGAAGAUAGACCACAGCAGCAGUGGCUCAGUGGGUGGGACGAUACUGAGGGGCUCUCGCUCAAAGGCAGAGCUACAGGAUCUGAUGGAGACGCUACAGCGCAGGAAGAGCGCUCUGGAGGCCAGCUUGAGGGCAGCUGAGUGCAGCCGCAAGUACCUCAGCGUGCCCCCACCUGUUGGAUCCCAGUCCACGAGGCCGCUGUCAAUCCUCAGCAAUACUGAUCGGCCUCCAUCUGCCUCCAGAACUUUUUCCUACAUGACCAGCAGCAGCGUGCCUCCAUCACCUCGCCAAGGUGAACGCCAGCUGAGCUCUAACGGCUUGCUCCGUCAUUCCCACUCUCGCCACCAGUCACAAGACAGCCUGCUCCUCUCUAACGCAGCAGAGGGAAGCUCUCUGCUCUCCUCUUACGGACCUCGUUCUCCCAGGGUGAAAAGUGGAGCAGCCAGUGUGCCGUCCAGCCCUCGUAUGGGCCGCCGGCUCUACUCUCAGGGCAAAGCUGGAGGAGACUCUCGGCAAAGGAAGUACUCCACCGGCUCCCUCAACAGCCUGGGGUUGCAUAGCCGUUCUUUGCCACGGCUUCACAACGUGGCAGACCCCCCUGCUCUGUCUUUACCGUUACGACAUGCAGUGGGUUCCCACAGAGGAGUGGGCUCAGCAGGGCAGCGGCGCAGUCUCUCCUCCCUGGAGCAGCCGCCAGAUGUGACAGUACCAGCCAGCAUGCCUAGCACUCCCAGGAGGGCCAGCCUGGCCUCUCUGAGCUCUCUUGGUAUAGAUAUGGACGAUCUGGGCUUUGGGGAGAGGAGGUUGUCCUUUGGGAAGGGUGGAUUGAGUCCAGGGCAAAGGGUGGGCAGCAUCACCUCUUUGAAUGGCAAAGAGGAGCUGAGAGACUAUCACCAGCACCAGAGAGAUGAACGACUCAGGGAGCAGAAAGUGCAGAGAUUGGAGUGCCAGCGUCUAGAGACCAUCUUAAACCUGUGCACUGAGUUUGGCCAGAUGGAGAGAGAGCCGGCGGGCUCAGCUGUGUCUGACCUGCAGAAGAUCAACAAGGAGCUGGAGAAGCUGCAGGUGUCUGAUGAUGAGUCGGUGUUCUCGGACUCUCCCAGCAGCACUGCUCCAGAGAACUGCUUCGGUGCCAAAGCCAGAGACUUCCAGCUUACAGAGGAGCAGCAGGUCAGCCAGCGUCAGCAGAGCGGCUACAGAGAGGCCAGGUCCCACUCACCUGCUAUCAGCCUGAACAGCAGUGCCCCCUCACCAUCCACCCACCACAGAACCAAAGCCUUGGAGAGCGUGCAGCUGAAACAGGAAGUAACGCAUAUAGAGGAAGAGAGGAUUCAAGUUUUGAACAACAUAGAGGAGCUGGAGCAGAAGAUCAAAGACUUGGACAACCAGAUGGAGGAGUCUGUCCGAGAGAUGGAGGUGGAGUGCGCUCUGCUGGAGGGGGAGCAGGAGUCGGAAGUGGCCCAGCUGCAAAGGGAAAAGGAGCUUUUGGAGAAACUCAAGGAAAAGAUUCACAGUGUUGAGAAGACGAGCCACACUGAGAAGUCACAGCAGGAAGUUGAAGAGCAGACAAAAAGUUUGGAGGAUUUGGAGUUUCAGAAGCUGGAGAGAGAAAUUAAUCAGGACGAGGAAAAAGAAAGUCAGAGCCAAGAGCUGCUGCGAGAGAUCGCCGAGUGUCAGCGCCUUACAGUCACACGCAAGGAAAGAAUCAUGACGCUGAAGAAACAGUCCUCACAGAUUACCUUACAGGCUCAGCAAGAGAGGGAGAAUUUCCAGAGAGAGAAAAACAAUUUGCUCGUCAUGCUUCAGAAGGAGAGAGAGAAACUGGUGUCUUUGGAAGGAAAGUAUGCAGAGUUAUCCGAAGGGCAGACCUUCACUAACAACCCUGUAGCCAUUAAAGAGCACUUGCACUCUCUGAAGGAAAGGAGAAGAAGUGGCAAAGAAAACUCUUCCCACCCGAGUGACAGCCUACCUCAUAAGAGGAGCCAGCAGCUCCUCACCCCUUACGGCAGAUCCCUGGGACGCACUCUUCCUCCCAAGGUCAUUAACUUUAUGUCGGAGGCCCACUUGCCUCUGUCCCAAAGCUCCAGCUGUGGCAGCGUUAUCCCACAAGGCUUCAGCUUCUCCCCCAGGGACCUGACUACCCGCCGCCUGCCUAAAACAGGCAACAGCCAUGCACACAUGAAUGAAGACAGGCAGAGAAGAAGUGAUUUUUGCAGCAGGAUGGUCUCUGAGCCCAGUGUGUUCUUGGACUCCUUCUACCCGGACAACAGCCAGGCCUCUGAUACUGUCAGCGUGGACAGCUCUGACAGCCUGGAGACCAGCUUCUCUGCCUGCUCCCCAGACAAUAUCUCCAGUGCCAGUACGUCUAAUAUGGCGAAGAUUGAGGAGAUGGAGCGAUUACUCCGAGAGGCCCAGGCUGAGAAGCAUAGGCUCCUCGAGCAUCGGGAGCGUGAGAUGGAGAUGCGCAGGCAUGCUCUAGAAGAGGAGCGAAGAAGAAGGGAGGAACUGGAGAAACGACUGCAGGAGGAGACGAGCAGGAGACAGAAACUUGUAGAGCGAGAGGUGAAGCUCAGGGAGAAACAGAGAUCACAGUCCCGGCUGUUGACUCGCUACUUCCCUGUAAGAAAAGACGACUUUGAUCUUCACGGCCAUAUCGAGGCAGCUGGACACAACCCAGAUGCCUGCUUCCAUCUGGCCAUCACUGAUAAAACCUGCCGAGGCUUUCUGGUCAAAAUGGGUGGCAAGAUCAAGACAUGGAAGAAACGCUGGUUUGUCUUUGACCAGAAUCGCAGGACGCUCACCUACUAUGCAGACAAACAUGAGACCAAGAUGAAAGGAGUCAUUUACUUCCAAGCCAUAGAGGAGGUGUAUUAUGACCAUUUAAAGAACGCACACAAAAGCCCCAACCCCUCACUGACGUUCAGUCUGAAGACCCACGAUCGGGUGUACUAUAUGGUCGCUCCGUCGCCUGAAGCCAUGCGUAUUUGGAUGGAUGUUAUGGUCACGGGUGCUGAAGGACACAUGCAUUUUAUGGUGUAACUGAUCCCAACAGAUCAGUAUCCACACCACUAAAGUUCAUUGGUAAGCGUUGUGUCACAUGGGACGGUUGCGGUACUCUGCUUGUAUCAACGUUGUGCAGCAGAGCUGAGACUGAUGUUCAUCAGGUCAACAAAAAAAGAACUUCUGUUUACACUUGUAUUAUCUGUAGCCUACAUGUCAUGCUCAAAAGCACACUUUAUAAUGUAAUCAUGUAUAACAGAGCAAAAGAAUGGAUAUACAGGUUUUAUAAUUAAGCUAUUUAGUUUUUGUUGUUGUUGUUUAUGUCGCGCAUCAUUAAAUCUCGCACCAGUUUAGUAGUUACAUUCUCCAACCUCAGAUUUCCUUAAACAAAACCUCUGCUUGUCUUAAACUCUCCUUGUUAUGUUUGGCUUCUUUUCAAUUAAAACGUGAUCAGGGAAUGUUCUAAAUCAGGGAUACACAACUUGUGGUCCAUUUGGCUCACGAUAGGGUGCCGGGUGGCCCACUGACCAUUUUCUAAUUUAUGAUGAAGAUCAUUUGAUUCACACAGGGAGUUGUUUUUGUACUCUAAAUGCAAAUAAGGUGUCAGAGUGCAUAAAAAAGCAUCAGAAUAGAGCUUGUUUAUAAAAAGCAGUGCCGGGGAGGAUCCGACAUACAUCUGGGCCAAGCCCCGAAUGUCCUCAAAUCCUAGAAACAUGCCCACGUACAACAAACAUCACAAGGUUGAAAAAAGGUAUUUCAUUUAUUAUAUAUACUGAUAAAUAUUAUUGAUGUUUGUUAAUUAACUGACCCCUGGCCUCCUGACAUUUUGCAAGAGUGGCCCCUGAGCAAAACAAAUUGAGUAUCCCCGUUCUAAAUGAUCAGAAACACAACACCUGCUCCACCUCUAAACUGUGGUGCAUACUGGUGCUGCUCGUCUAUAGCAGAUGCAUAUCUGCCAAACAGCUUUCUAUAACCUAGCGUUUAGUCAUACAUGUAUCCGUCAUGUUCCAUGUUUAAGUUAUACGUCCACCUUCUCUCUCGUCUUCUGGUUGGACGUCAGGUUGUAUCAGUGAGUCACCACUUCUUUGUUCUUUCUCUAAUUAAGAUCAUACUGUCUGUGUUUGUGUUUGCAAGAAUGCACAUUUUUACUUCAACUCAGAUUUAUUAUUUCUAUGUUGUCACUAAUAUUCAAAUGUCAUGAGUGUGAGUAUUACUUUACAUUUUUCAACUCAAGCAUUUUAUUGCUGCUGCCAGACUACAAGCAUAAGCUGGUCUUGUCUUGCUCAUUUGAAGCAGGGCUGAAUGUCCACCAUUACUAUUACUUCAAACCAUGUCUCUUUGCAUCACUUUCACUCCAGUGAGUCUUAAUGUCACAUUAUGCAAACUUUAUUCAUGAAGAAGAGGUUAUUUCAGGCACUUUUGUAGGUUUUAUUGUUAUGAAUUUUUAGAAAUUGAAAUAUUGUAUUCAUAAAAGUAUAAAAUGCUCCCAAAUUACAGUGAUACUGUGGUACAUGCCUGCCACUGUGCAGCUAGCUCCCUCUGUCCAUAGUAGAGGCUGCAGGCCUGAUGUGAUGUGUUACAUUUGAGGCCAUGUUGUGCAGCAGUGAUGCUGUUUUGUACUGCGUCACCCACGUUACUAAAGCAUUUCAGUAUGCGUUUUCACCAGCAGAGGUCCUCAGUGCAGAGUUAUUGCACUGAAUGAUGUAAUGCCCAUGGUUAGUAGGCCCAUGCUCAUCAAUGAGCCAUAUUUUCUAACUCGUAUAUAUCAUAUAUGUGCAUUUAUCAGCACAUGCAUAUCAAGCUGAAGAUUUGCUCUUUGGAAGCAAAGCAGAAAUCAUGUUCAGGAUCUUGAACACAAAAUGAUUUUUUUUAAUCAUUUUCUUUUAAAUGUUUUAUAAACUCCAUAUGUUUGAUCUGUAUAUUCUUUGACUAUUUGUAGCAGUCUGACUGAUAAUGAAAGAUCUCUUUAACAGCAAGUGACCAGCAGCUGUUGGUUUACAGACUACAGAGUGCAGAGGAGGCUGCAGGGCUGACAGUGUUGCAGAUGAGGUGUUGCCUUUCUUGGAUGCUCCUCAGUGAACGGAGGUAUCAGUCCUGUUGACACCUCAUCCGCAAACUGUCCUCCGCUGUGAGAGACACAGGCCUUGAAACCAAACAAAUAACUGCAUUUAUAUAUAUUUUUAAUAAAUUUUAUAUUUUGUGUAUGAAAAAUGGUAAUUUUAGUCGACUCUAUGCUACAUUUUUUAUGUUUGGCAUUUGUCAUGUUUCAAUAUGAAUAAGAAUAAAUAAUUUUGAUUAUGAA